GGGGCGGGGCCGCGUGUGUUUACAUCCGGCCGGGGCGCGCUGCCGCCGCCACUGCCGCCUGGGAUCGUUCGGCCAGGGGUCCGAGCCGCUCGCACCAUGGACACCAGCGACCUCUUCGCCAGCUGCAGAAAAGGGGAUGUGGGCCGAGUGCGGUACCUGCUGGAGCAACGGGACGUGGAGGUGAAUGUGCGGGACAAGUGGGACAGCACCCCCUUGUACUAUGCCUGCCUGUGUGGGCACGAGGAGCUAGUACUCUAUCUUCUGGCCAACGGAGCCCGCUGUGAGGCCAACACCUUUGAUGGGGAACGCUGCCUCUAUGGGGCACUUAGCGACCCUAUCCGCCGGGCCCUGCGCGAUUACAAGCAGGUGACAGCCUCCUGCAGGAGGCGGGACUACUACGACGACUUCCUGCAGCGGCUUCUGGAGCAGGGCAUCCAUAGCGACGUGGUUUUUGUGGUGCACGGGAAGCCCUUCCGGGCACAUCGCUGCGUCCUGGGCGUGCGCAGUGCCUACUUUGCCAACAUGCUGGACACCAAAUGGAAGGGCAAGAACGUCGUGGUCCUGAGGCACCCACUGAUCAACCCCGUGGCCUUUGGGGCCCUGCUGCAGUACCUGUACACAGGCCGCCUGGACAUCGGUGUGGAACAUGUUAGCGACUGCGAGCGGCUGGCCAAGCAGUGCCAGCUGUGGGACCUGCUCAGUGACCUCGAGGCCAAGUGCGAGAAGGUGUCCGAGUUUGUGGCAUCCAAGCCAGGCACGUGCGUGAAGGUGCUGACUAUUGAGCCCCCCACAGCAGACCCCCGGCUUCGGGAGGACAUGGCCCUGCUGGCCGACUGCGCCCUGCCCCCUGAGCUCCGUGGUGAUCUCGGGGAGCUGCCCUUCCCUUGUCCUGAUGGCUUCAACAGCUGUCCUGAUGUCUGCUUUCGGGUGGAAGGUUGCAGCUUUCUCUGCCACAAGGCCUUCUUCUGCGGCCGCAGCGACUACUUCCAGGCCCUGCUGAACGACCACUUCAGAGAAAACGAGGAGCUGGAGGCCUCAGGCGGCCUCCCGGCCAUCACCCUCCAUGGCAUCUCGCCUGACAUCUUCACGCACGUGCUCUACUACAUCUAUAGCGACCACACAGAGCUGCCCCCCGAGGCGGCCUAUGAUGUGCUGAGCGUGGCCGACAUGUACCUGUUGCCGGGCCUGAAGCGGCUGUGUGGCCGCAGCCUGGCCCAGCUGCUGGACGAGGACAGCGUGGUGGGCGUGUGGCGCGUGGCCAAGCUCUUCCGCUUGGCACGCCUCGAGGACCAGUGCACUGAGUACAUGGCCAAGGUCAUCGAGAAGCUGGUGGAGCGGGAGGACUUCGUGGAGGCCGUGCGGGAGGAGGCGGCGGCCGUGGCUGCCCGACAGGAGACGGACUCCAUCCCGCUGGUGGACGACAUCCGCUUCCACGUGGCCAGCACGGUGCAGACCUACAGCGCCAUCGAGGAGGCACAGCAGCGGCUGCGGGCCCUGGAGGACCUGCUGGUGUCCAUCGGCCUGGACUGCUGACCGUCAGCUUGUGGCACGUGUGGGCCCUGCGUGUGUGUGCGCGCGUGCGCAUGUACGGCUCGUCUUUCUGUUCUUGCUCCGGUGAGGGCAUCGUGGUGGGCUGAGGGGGCUCCGUGGGGUUCGCCUCCCCCUCCGUGCCUGGGGGCCCCGAGGGGGGGUCAGGAUGAGCCCCCUCCCCCAACACAAGCCAGCCCCCAAGGCCCUGGGGCUGGGCACCGCUCAGGGAAACCUGGGGUGGGGGGUCUCUUUGGGCCUCCCUCCCCCGGGCCCCUCCACACCCCCGCUCUCCUGGCCCUGGCUUGUCUGCUUCCAAGCCAAGCCGGCGAGCAGGCUUCUCUGAGGAGCAGAGUUGGCCCACAGGGAGCAGGAAAGUCUGUGUGUGGCAAUAAAGCUUCAUUCGCUGUGGGAGCCUGAGCCCGUGUCUGGGGCGGGCACAGGAGCAGGAGUUGGGGAGGGCCAGGGAGGAAGCUCUGGAUUUGGAGGCCCUCAUGGGCCCUCGGUGCCCAACAGGGGCUUCUUGGGGACUGGCGGGGUGUGUCUGUGGGUCUGAGGAGGCAGGCCGUCUCCGCAGGGGCCCUGAGAUUCCCCAGCUGGGCCCAGCCUUUCCAGUGGUGGGACUCCCCUCAGGCCCAGCUUUUGCCUUGGGCUCCUCUUGGUGAAGUCCGACCCCCCCACCCCUGCCCUCAGUGGUCCUGGGGGAGGUUUAGUGGGAGGGCUGACUGAGCGACCACAGAGGCCGCUUCCCCCUCAGGCAAGGACCGGCUUCCGGCUUCCGAGCCCUGCAGUCCCAGGAGGAGGGCCAGGGAGGAGGGGUGGAGCUGGAAGGGGUAGGAGGAGGCCCAGGGACCCCAGCUAGCCCCAGCCUGGCUCCCUCCACUCCCCAGCCCACUGGCCGCUGGCUGUGGGGACUAACCUCUAUCUGCCCCCAGCCCAGGGCCAGCCUCCUUCUUGGGGCGGCCUCCUGGCCCCUGCGACAGGGGCCAUGACAUUAUCAGGGAUGUCAGAGGCGGCUUUCUCAGGAUACCCUGUAGGCUGCCCCCCACCACAGUCCCUUGGGUCCUGAGGCCCAGGCAGCAAGCACCCUGAGGCCUGCCCCCUUCUGCCCUGGGAACAGCAGUGGUGUCCUGGCCCUCCCUGCAGUUAUUGUUCUGUCCUUUGUGCCUUUUUACUCUUGUUUUGUCAGUUCCAGAACUUCUGGGAUCUUUUCCUUAAGCCCCUCCGUGCUUUUCAUACAUAUUGGUCUGGCAUGUUGCUCACAUGGGGUCAGCUGUAAGAUCGGAGGGGUCAGUUGAACAAGGUACCCAGUAGGCAAGAGGGUGAUCACCGUGGGGGAGGAGAAGUUGCCAAGUGGACAGCGGAGCCUGCUCGGUGGAAGGCAGGGCUUGGACAUGGGCCUGGGAGCCUGAAGAGGCCCAAGAUGAGACUGGAGGAGGUCAGCAUGGCCAGAGCCCAGGCCCCCAUUGGGGCCAGAGUUCUCACCCUGGCUCUACUUCUUACUGCCUGGUCACAGCUCCAUGCCUCAGUUUGCCCAGCUGCCUCCCUCGCUGGGGGCAUCAAAAGUGAGUUCCUGCUACUUGUGGACCACACCGGCGCAGGGGGUGAGCUUGUUGUGUAUUUGUGAAAUGCUGGGCUCCACCCAAGGUGUGGAGGGAGGGACAAGGAGGGUGCAGCAGGGGCUGACUUCAGUUUUGCAAGGUCAUUCCGCUUGCUCUGGGUACCCAGGCAGGAAGGGUGGAGCCCAGGCUGGUGGCCUAAGAGCCACAGGUCCCACCUUAGACCGCACACUAACUCCAUGUGCGCCAAGGUAUGUAGUAAGAAGUUUCAACAUAAAAAAAAAUUUUUUUUAAUUACGAUGCCUUUUUUUAAAAAAGAUUUUAUUUAUUGGAAAGCGAGCACGAGUGGGGGGAGGGGCAGAAGGAGAGGGAGAGAGAGAAUCUCAAGCAGAUUCCGUGCUGAGGGCAGAGCCCGAUGUGGGGCUCGAUCCCACGACCCCAAGAUCAUGACCUGAGCCAAAACCAAGACUCUGAUGCUUAACCGACUGCACCACCCAGGUACCCCGAUUACAAUGCAUUUUUUUAAAAAUCGAUACUAGGGACAAAAGAACUGGUAUAGUGAACACAUCUUUUUUACAGCUAUUAUUUGAAAGCGUAUUUGUUUUAUAACAGAUUGUAAGUAAAAACCUAAGUGAGGAGGUUUCAGGGGAAAUGUUCUGGAUGUGGUACUUUGCAGGUCACCGAGAGAGCGAGUCUGGGGAGCUGUGCUGGCCAGGGAGGUGGGGGGGCCAGGGGAGUCCGUGUGCCGGGGACCGCAGCCGGUCCCCUCAGCCCCUGGGUCGCAGGGGCAUCCACCAGCUACCUCAUCACACCUUCCUCCUUUUCUGGGCUACUUGUGGCCUACGGUGGGGAAGGUGUUCAGUGCGGUGUUGCAAACAGGAAACAAUGAGAACAGCCUCCGUGAGCCCGGCGGGGAAGGAAAUGGUAGUAAGGCGGUGUGGCCAAGCUUCCGGUGGUCCUGAGGAUGCUCGGUGCGGCCUGUGUACACACGGGGGUGCGGGGGCCGUCUGCCUGCCUGGCGGGGCUCCCUGCAAACCCAGGCUCGGAAACACAGGGCCGGCUGCCAGAGCGAGAGUUGAGGGUUUCAUCUGAUUUCUGUGUUGUUUUCAUGGUGUGGCUGUGUUGCAUUUAGAAUUAAAAAGCACGUCUGUCCCUCAGGUAGCAACUUUAAUUCAUUCCUGCCGAGUGGAAACAUAUGUCUGUGAGAUUUAUUGGGAAAGCUAAGCAUUCUAUCCCAGCUCGAGAUACUCGCACAUUUUUCACAGAAGGAAGAAUAGAUCAGCUGAGCGCUUACCAAAGACGCAACAAGCACAGCUUGUACGUAAGACGUAAUGUGGGGGCGGCUUGUCGCACCCCCAGGGAGAGAAAAGGAGCCAUGGCGGGCUGUGCGGGGCAGGCGAGGCACUUUGUUCUCAGGUGCUGUGUGCUGAGUCGUGCUGGAGCUCGGAGAAACAUCAGGAGUCCUGGCCCUGUCUUUAUUUAAAAUGCUGCUAUUGGGUUCAUCAUGCAUUUUUUAUGUUACUUUUAAUUUAAAUCACAUGAAAGUAUUACUUAUCUUGCUUAUAAAGAUUCUUGGUGCCCCUUUUACAUUGUGUCCCAGGCAAGUGUCUUACUUGGCCUCACCCUGGUCCUGGUCCUGACCCAAGCAGUCAUUACAUGAGGCAGGUCUGUGAUGAAUAUAUAACACAUUUUUUCAACCAUCGAUUAAGAUCUUCCCCACUUGCAAAGAAAUAAAAAUUUAAAAAAAGA
Molecule: messenger RNA, 4835 nt
Organism: Mirounga angustirostris (Northern elephant seal)
Lineage: Eukaryota; Metazoa; Chordata; Mammalia; Carnivora; Phocidae
Gene: ABTB1
Product: ankyrin repeat and BTB domain containing 1
Exons: 12
Coding region: 97-1533 (478 amino acids)
Cellular component (GO): cytoplasm; ubiquitin ligase complex
Molecular function (GO): protein binding
Source: RefSeq, a predicted model, not a curated record